This is a messenger RNA of Mya arenaria, 2880 nucleotides long. RefSeq lists its product as uncharacterized. Lineage: Eukaryota; Metazoa; Mollusca; Bivalvia; Myida; Myidae. Bases 720 to 1280 code for a protein of 186 amino acids. The transcript is spliced from 6 exons. Gene Ontology annotation, molecular function: calcium ion binding. The record is from RefSeq and is a predicted model, not a curated record.
CGCAAAUUAGCGAGACAGGGUUUAAGUUAAUGAUGUUUUAACCAAACACAACGCUGGUAUUAAUUUUAUUUGACAUCUUCAACAAAUCAUUCUUUUAACGAAACUCAAGCAGAGAUAAAACAAACGAGGAUUAUUUCACUGUUCAUUGGAUUCAGCUGUAGGCAUUUUGACUGCAUUGUUCACGUUUUGCUCAGGAAAUUAACAUAAAAAAGAACAAUAAAACAAUUAAAUCUGCGGUAACUUGCUUGUGUUUUGUCGUAUGUGAUAUUUCUUUGAAAGACCGCUUCAUUAAAAACACAGUUCACUUCAUUGUACUAAAAUGCGUAAGAAAAGACAUAUCGGAAUAACUUGUUUUAUUAUAACACUUUAAAAGUGGUUUAUAGUAUAGAAAUAGCCUGUUUUAGUUCUGUUUAGAGUCCUAUCUUAAAUAACCGAGUUUCGAUUGUGAAAUUUCAUGGUAACGAAUCUUUUUUAUUUAUUGAAAUAGCGGACGGAUUGUGCUGUUUUCUGUAAAACUGGAGUCUGAAUAAAAGUGCUUUUACAAGGUUAGACUAAAGAGUUCGCAGAAUUAAACAGAAAUAUUUGUCUAUCACCGUUAAAAUUGUUUAGACAUGACAUGCGUCAAUUAUUUAACAGCGAGAAGUUAACAGUUUGUGUCAAGUUUCAAGUGAUCAAUUGUUAAGUGUCUCGGAUAUUUCCUGGCCACAUUCUCGACGGGUAUGGAUGUUGCCGGCGGUCGUCGGACCCGCUUUAACUAUUUGUACUACAAAUUCCGAUUGAUUGGUAAACAGUCGAGGCGAGUGGAGGACUGCCUGCUGAAAGACCCAUCACUCAGGGAGGAUCAAGUCAAAUUAAUUCUACAGUCGUUCUCAGUUCUGGACGAGAACGGGGACGGGCGGAUCUCUAAAACAGAAAUAGCGCGGGCGUACCGACUGGCGGGCUUUAACCCGACCAAAGGAGAAUUGGAGAGUAUCGUGAAAGAACAUGACGAGAAUGAUGAUGGGUAUAUCGAUUUCGAGGAAUACUUUAAUGUAAUGCGUUCGAAAAUGAUAAAGGUUGAUUUCGAAAAAGAGCGCAUGAAGACGGCGUUUCAGGUGUUGGAUACAAACAACGAUGGAUACAUCACAGCAGACGAACUUCGACACGCGCUGACACGUGCUGGUGGCCAUUUUACGGAACUUGAGAUUGCUGACAUCAUUGGCCGAGCGGAUAAAAACCACGAUGGAAAAAUUGACUAUAAAGAAUUUGUUGAUGCGGAAUUGUGCAAGUCAGUCUUCUGAAUCCAGCAACAAAAUGCGGAGAUGUGUUUCUUCGGAUUAUUUUAAGUGCAGUUCUGGAUGUUCCUGAAUGUUUAGUGUGGAUAUUUAUUAAACUUAACAUUCCAAAGAAACGUUGCAAUGAGGUUACGUUCCUCAUAUGUGCAUUUGUUUGAAGUUUCAUUUCAAAUCAGGCCACAUAUUCACUAGUUUCCUGUUGAGUUUAAGAUGAUUAUUAACCAUAAAGUUAACCAUAGCUUAGAAUCGAGACCGAUAACUGACUAAUUUAAAUGUUAAGAUCCCUUUGUUGGAGCAUUGAUAGUUAAAAUUGCUGUUCAUUGUUGAAUUUCAACAAUUUGCUAAACGGAGUCUGUGUCUAGACUUGAGACUGUCCUUAAACAGAUCAAGAACUGUUUAUUAUUUGUCGAAAAAUCGGUCUGACUAGAGCAACAAUGGUAAAGUUAGAUGUAUCUGUUAUUAAUCACCUUUAUACUAUGAGAGGGACAUAUUGUGUCAAAAAUAAAAAAUAAAUAAAAACUCUGACUUGAGACAUAAGCGGAUAUGAUUAUUGUUUUGCGAAAGGUGGUUAAAUCUUAAGAUUGUAAAGAAUCUUUGAACUGUAUUAAUAAUGCUACAUAAAUGAGGCAUUAUGAGGGCUGGUGUAAUACCUUUAUUGAAAAUACUACAUAAUGUUGUGCUAUAACUUGCAUGUUAUGUUUACUGGUUAUGCUGUGGAGUGUAUCGUGAUUUGUGUUUUUUCAAUAUACGCCACAUUUUGUACAUAGCAAAGUUUAUCAUAGUCAACCCGUAAGAUGCUCAGAAAUGAUAAUACAUGCUAUUUGUAUACCGUCCGUAUCCGAAUAUCCGACACACUGUCACGUGCAUAAAUUGGUAACGUGGCUCGCCGAGUAACCUGCCACGCAGCGUGCCCGAUGGUCGGAUUUUUCAAUCUAGAAUGAAACGAAAAAAUUGCCUUCUUUUAAUCGUCAUGGUGCGUAGUAAUAUUAAAUCAAAGUUGGCAUCAAUUAGUUCCUCUAUAAAUCACGUUUAUAACUUUUACUUAUUUUCAUAUUGUAUCCUAAUAUAAUGUAUUAAUAUAUAUUCGAGCUAUAUUAAAAUGGCUUACUUUAUUUUCCAUAAGCUACCCUAAAAAAGUAAAUAAAAGUGGUGCGUUUUCACAUGACUCAGCGUGCAUGGGGAUACCAUAACGAAUUUUCCAGCACGCCUGAUUUCACCGGAAACUCAUAUAAGGUGUGCCAAAACAUUCCGCGGGCCAUUCGGCACUCAGCGCCGGUUAAGCAUUUAAUGUUCGGUUGCAAUCGCUUAAUAUCAUUGUUCAUAAAGUAUAGAAGCAGUGAAAUAUGUGAUCUGUAAAAAUAAUAAUGCACAAUGUGCAUUGGUUUGAGGACCAUGUUUUUUUUAAGGUUUGCAGUCAAAUGUGUAAGACAAUUCGGCGUCAUAUUGUGAAACCUGUGAUAAAAGCUGUUAUGGAGAAAUUGAAAUAUCACAAACAUUGUGAAAUGUAUCAAGUCUAUUCACUGUUAAUAAAUGUAAGUACUAGUUUGUGAAUAUAUUGUGUUUGUACAUAUUUGUUCCUUUCUACUUAUUAAAUCACUUAAACGCU